GCGACCUCACUUUCAGUCCUUCCGGCUGUAAGCGACAUCGUGCAGCCAAGGUGUUUGGAAUAGUCGUAUUCUUUCUUUUCUCUGAAGGGUAAGUGAGGCAGUCAGACAUCGCCUGUGUUUGUGUUUUAGUUUUCGCUGUGGCUAUAUGGCCGGUAGCCGGUCAAGGUUUUCAAAAUACUAAAUGGCCGGCAGUUCUAUAUUCUCAUUAAAUUUCACAAAAUUGAAAGAUUCCAGCUAAUCUAAACUAUCAUAUGUCGAUUUAGAAAAGUCAAGCGAUCCUGAAAUGCUUUACAGAUCUCAAGUCUAGUGUUUGGUUUGCGCUGGGCUCAGAGGAGGAAAUCAUUUUUUGUGACACUUAAAAAUUUUUUCAGCUCGACUGCCGGUCAAGGUUUUCAAAACACUAAAUGGCCGGCAGUCCGUUAUUCUCAGUAAAUUUCACAAAAUCGAAAGAUUCCAGCUAAUGUAAACUAUCAUAUGUCGAUUUAGAAAAGUCAAGCGAUCCUAAAGGGGGGAAUUUCAUAUAUCCCAUGAUGCUUCGCGGCUAAUUUCUGUCUUCUCUCCGCGGUGGAAAGAGCGUUCGAGGGUUUCGAGGGAGAUUUUGAACGACCUGAAUUUCAAGAUGCAGCUUAUCCAAGGUAAGUUUCAAUGAGCCUUGUUAAUCUUUGGUAUCUGAUUGAUAAUGUAAACUGUUUCCAUAGUCAUUUCACGCAUUAUUGCUCCCGUUUACGACCCUGUUAAGCCAUGUUGUUUUGACUCGCAAAUGAAUAUUUAUUUAGAUGACUUUCAAUUAUCGAAAAUUGUCUUUAUUCUAGAAAGGUUUUACCCUAAUAAAUUAUUUAAAUCGGCGGUCAAGGCGUGCUUGAUACUAGUUCCACGCUCCGACCUCUUUCGACCUCGCGAUUUCUGUGGGUUUGAUCGUUUUGAAAUAUCGCAUUUUCUGCCCUUUCUCCCCUAAGAAGCAAGGGGAAGGUUUCAAUUUCUUUAUGCAAAGUCCUGCGAAGAUGGCACAUUUUUCUUGAAUUCGCCCUUUUUACGCUGAUCAAAACACAAGUAUUAUCUCUUGAUGGUAUGAUGACUGUUUAAAUUCAAUGGUUUAUAGUAUUAAAGCUUUUUUGUCUCAUUAUUUUAGGUAAAAUUGGUUUCUCAUGGUGGCUUCCGGUCGCAACCGCGCGAGGCGAACUUGAAAUAUACAGGCCAGCAAAUGUCCUUGAAUAGCAUGCCGUAGGACCUCAACCGGCGUAUAAAACCUUUAAAGACAUUCCGAUAAUUCUUUUAGGAUCCAUUGUAAAGAAGAAGUGCGUGUUUUUGUACAUAUAUUUCGCCAUUUCUUAAUAAAGCUUUUUUCUGUUUAUGUUUGACAAUGAUGCGUUACGAAAAAUAUAGAGAUGUCUUUGUUAUUUUUAUUGUUUGUUGGAGCCAUUCCCUUCCUUUGAAUUUUAUCUCCGAUAGACGUCACUUUGUACUUUAACAGUCUCGGUAUUUUCGACUACAUAAGCCGAGCUUGUUGAAGUAAAAGCAUGUGCGGUCAACGAAUGGUUGAUGUACUGUAUCGAUGAAUUAUCGAACUGACAAUAGGAGCACCGCGAUCACAAACAAGCAGCGAAGAGAAAUCUCACACCUAGAAUAUGUAUUUAUUUUAUAACAAGUACGUGGAAAUUGCUUCUAAAUCCAUGGAGAGCUUUAUCAACGUACGUUAACACAAGACGUACUGAAGCAAAGAUCUUCCUCGCUAGCUUCUAAGAACAUUUGCGUGGACUGCCUUGCGAUCGUAAGGCUAGUUAACUAAUAAUCGGCGGCCAAAACACUCUCUUUGACUUAACAAGAAAUAUAUUUGGAAUAGUAAAACGAAAAUUGUUAAUAGAUGGACACAGCAAAAGUACAGAAGGUUUUAUCGGCAACACAAGUCGCUUUCCACCGUUGUUCAACUGUCGCGUCCCUGUUGAACUGAUAGGAUCACGUGCAUGCGGAAGCUUGAUAAUAUAGUUUGAAGCGAUGCGUCAUGGGAUACAUGAAAUUCCCCCCUUUAGCGAUCCUGAAAUGCUUUACAGAUCUCAAGCCUAGUGUUUGGUUUACGCUAAACCAUGUUUUGUGACACUUUUCAGCUCGACUGCCGGUCAAAGGUUAUCAAAACAUUAAAUGGCCGGCAGUCCUAUAUUCUCAGUAAAUUUCACAAAAUCGAAAAAUUCCAGCUAAUCUAAACUAUAACAUGUCGUGAUCCUGAUCAAACCAGCCGGUUUUGUGGGAUUUCUAUAUCAUAUUUUUGUUGGUCGCGAGUCUUUGGAUGUUCGUUACUGUUUUUUGUCCAAAGCGUGGCGUGACACCAGGCACGAUAAAAACAGAUAAAAACCUGGCCUGACUGGGUGUGAUGAUAGUAACCUCUGUGAGUCGCGGAAAAGAGAUGUCAGGACACUUUUAUACUUAUGGCUGGUUUUUUUCGAUUUUGUGAAAUUUACUGAGAAUAUAGAACUGCCGGCCAUUUAGUGUUUUGAAAACCUUGACCGGCAGUCGAGCUGAAAAGUGUCACAAAACAUGGUUCAGCGUAAACCAAACAUUAGACUUGAGAUCUGUAAAGCAUUUCAGGAUCACUUGACUUUUCUAAAUCGACGUAUGGUAGUUUAAAUUAGCUGGAAUCUUUCGAUUUUGUGAAAUUUACUGAGAAUAUAGAACUGCCGGCCAUUUAGUAUUUUGAAAACCUUGACCGGUUACCGGCCAUAUAGCCACAGCGUUUAGUUUUAAAUGUUAGCUGUAUGUGGUGCCUUGGAGUUUUACGAUCUGCAAGUUGUGACGUGGUUUUGGUCGCUUAUGUUUUGGUACUCAUGCUGUGCUGAUUAUUUGAGACUCGUUCAGGCCAGAAGGCAAAACAUUGACGUUCUACCCGACCUAUCCAAUCGAACAGUUCGGCAAUCGAACCCAAUCGAACACCAAUCUUUCGAUUGCUGAACUCAAUCGAACAUGAUCGAAUUCACAAUAAAAUUUUGCCAAUCGAACACAAUCGAACGUUCGAUUACCCAACAAUUGGUAAUCGAACCCAAUCGAACGUUCGAUUACCGAACGAUUGGUAUAAUCGAACGUUCGAUUAACGGACGCCGCAUCGCAUGAUAGCAUCGCAUAGCUGCAGCGAGGUCCCUUCUGCUUAUUAUAAUACUAAUUUUAAACACAACUGCCCGUGUUGCUGUUGUUGAAAUGGUGCGAUUUUUCUCUGUUGAGAAGCAUUUCCUUUUAACAGUCACAGUACCUUAACAGUCAUCGAAAUUGCCUUUUAUUUGUUUUGUUUUGUUCGAACAUUGACAUUCUUGCAGUAUGAUGUUCAGUUCCUGUUUAUUCAAUAAAAGCUGACAAUGAUUAUAUUCCACGUGUUUUACUCAGUUUGAGGCGUCAAGAGACAAUUGCAUUGGAUUAGUUCGAUUUUGUUCGAUUUUGUUCGAUUAUAUUGGUUCGAUUGGUUCGAAAAUCGAACUCACAGCAAAAUAGGUGUUCGAUUUUGUUCGAUUGCCCAACCCAAUCGAACGAUUGGAGUUCGAUUGGGUUCGAUUGGUUUUUUGUUCGGUUUUGUUCGAUUGGAUAGGUCGGUCGUUCUAACACAGGAUCAUCUAUUAAUAUUGCACAAUCGUUUCAUUUUACUUAACUACAACUGCUGCUGGAUGGUCAAACCUUAAAUCAGGGUCAACUCGAAGUGGAUACAAUGAAGAUUGUCUGCCUUAAAUGCUUUACCAUCUUGGUAGUGAUCUUGGUGAUGAUCAACCCACCUGCUGAGUCUGGCCCAGUAACCUCAGCAAUUUGCAUCUUGAAAUGCUGUAGCGGUGCCUGCGCCGGUGCUGCCGCCGUCUGUAAGUUCUCACUUAUUAUUUAUUUAUUCAAAUAAUCAACUUUAUUGACGUCCAUUCACCCAAUCAGUAACAAAAAAUUUGCAAUAGUAUUACAGUAAGAUUCCCUUUCCCCUCCUCCCGAAAAAGUAAUUGCUGCACUUAAGUGUCAUUGUCUGAGAAAGUGUUCCAGGGGCCAAAAGUUGUGGUCAACCGAUUUGGCUGAAGCUUGGCACAGAAGUUGGGUGUGAUGAGAUAUUUCAAAAGCCACUUUGGCUCACUUCUCUGACUUUUAGUUUUGGAGUUACAGGGGGGGUCUCAUUUUUUGCCCUUUGAGCACCAAAAAUCCAGCCUUCCAGGGGGCAUUUUGAAAGUGUGAUAAGACGCCACUGGUAAAUUGUGCUGGCAAAUGAAUUUGACCAUGAACUAUACUAUAAUAGAGCUUUCAGUUCAUGCAUGUAACUUUGUCCUCAAGGUAUUGCUCAGAGAGGAGCCUGGGGCUAGAGUUUGGUCAAAAUUGAUGUUAAAAUUACAACCCAAAAUAGCCAUUUUUCAAAAUUUCACUAUAUUCACCUGCCUUCUUGCAUAACUUCCAUACCUAUACGACUGUUUACUUUAGUCACCCAAUUAUCAAAAUCAGUUGAGAAAAGUUUGGCUUAUUAUGGUUUAUUGAAUUUUUGGAACAAACACUUCAUGCCCCUCUAAGGCGAUGCAAAAUGGAAUUUUGAGCAUAAUUCAGGCCAUAAACAAACCAAAUGGUUGACAAGAAGCCCUUAUUCUGUAUUUGGUAAGUGAAAAUGAAUUGUCAAAGCCAAAUCAGUUUCGUUGUUUAGAAAUACACCAAUUCUUACCUUUAAAUUGGUGUAAAAUGGGCCUCUGAUUAGCACAAAAAACACAUGAUUUAGCAAAACAAAGGUGAUUUUAUUCUUUGAAAACCUAGCAACCACCAUGGGAACACAAGUGAUGAUGUUCUGACAUAGAUGUAACGAUCUUUUUACAAGUUGCCUAAAUUUUUCUUUGAUUUAUAUUCAGUUUCACCACAGGUGGCCCAAGCGUAAUAUGGGCCACUUGUGGCAUAAUAUAUAUGAGAGUUUGUAUGGGAAAAAUAGAGUUUGAAACUUAGAUGAAAUAAAUGAAGUAAAAGCGAUAAAAGUUAUCAAUAAAGUGUAAAUAUUGUUACGUAGAGUCGUUGUCUUUGUUUUUGCGAAGUUUCAGCUCGAUUUGAGUACUUUUACAUCAUCUGACCUGACAUUUUUUUCAUCUAAGUUUCAAACUCUAUUUUUCCCAUACAAACUCUCAUAUUACGCCACAGGUGGCCCAUAUUACGCUUGGGCCACCUGUGGUUUCACGUAAUAUCUCUAAGCAGUACUCCAAGUCUCCAUACUUUGCCAGGCCCAUUUUUUUAUAUUUUUACCUGAUAAUUUAGAUCAUCAAAACGUUCGCUAACAUAUAUUCUUCGUCUGACCUUGUAGUAGCCUGAAUAGUUGUUGUAAAUACCCAUCAGCAAAGGAGUAUGAACAUACAUAAGUAGAUUAUACAAACAUAUACGAGCUUCAGUGAGUGGUAUCGAGGUGAACUGUCAUUUUCCGAGUCCUUUAGAGAUGAAAAAAUGAAACCAUCCAUCCACAGUUAGGAGAGCUGGAUAACAAAAAGCUUGUUUUGCUUUUAUAAAGAAAACAACCCAAACAAAUACUUGCAUUGAGAUGAUGCAAUUGUUAUUACAUCAAGUUAGCUGGCCUGCAAUUGUGGCCUGUGGGGACUGGACGGAGUUCCCGUCCAAUCUUUCUGCUUUUCGCCGAUUUUGUUGUGUUUUUCAUCAGGGCCGAGUUGUUCAAAGCAGGGUUAAGAUAACCCAGGGUUAGUGAGAGAUUUGAAUUCAGAUUUGAAAGCUUAAAAAGCAUCUCAGAUUUAAUUCUUUUUGUCUACAAGUUGAUGACUGGAAGCUCUACAAAUAGCAGAGAAAAUUAUCCGAGAAAAUGCUUUUAAACACAAGAAAAACAAGCACGGGUUAAAUUUAACCCCGGGUUAAGCGCUAAUCGGCCUUCGAACGACUGGGUCCUGGUGUGUACGAAAUUCUAGAAAGCGAUUUGUUUCAGUAUAAUUUUUCGAUGGCACUUUAUUCCUUUGGAGGGGUAAAUGACCAGUGCAGUGCACGUCAUGGGCUGUGCAAGAAACAGGAAUGCUUCCUUUGUUGUCUUGCGAUAGCGGCAUGACUGCAUGGUUAAAGUACAACCAGAAGGGUUCAAGUGUGUCCGGAGAAGAAGAGGAAGACCUGGUGAUGCCAAAGCUACAGGUGAUUCAAAAGAUCAGUUAGGGAUCAUACACGCGCACAAAUGGCUCUUAUCGCAGUUUACGGAACUCUUUUUGCUUGAAGAAAGACGAUGAUGUAUAAUUUACGAUAUUGUCGUCUCAGAUUGUUUGUUUAUGGUUGAUUGAUUCCCAUGUUAAUUUCCUGGGUCCUUAGGGACUUGUCAGAAAUUAGCAGGAGGGGAUGGGGGAUGGAAACAGAGGGAGGGUUACUUUUUGAGAAAAGGGAGGGGUCAUGAAAAAUGGGCCGUUAAAAGGGGGAGGGUCAUGCAAAUGUAUGUCCGUUAUCAUAUAGAGGUUCACCCACAGAAGAAAAAGGAAGUUCUUUAUUUGGUAAAAAAAAACUUGGGAGAAAUAGGAGAGUCGAGUGAUCAGCUGUCAGAAUCAGAGUCAGACUCUUAAUGCUGUCAUCUAAAAUUUAUGUAUAUAGCAUUACAAAGAACAGAAAUAUUUUGAGUUUUCAUAAUAGUGACUCAUCCUAGUGUAUUUCAAGAACUAGAUUUUAUCAUUUAUACAAAAGGGCGAGGGUCAUGAUAUUUUAGGUCAAGCUCAAGGGGAGGGUUAGCAAAUUUCAUUCCCAUUGCAGGGAUGGGUCACCUCAUUUCCGAACCCAAAUUUAAAAUUCCCCCCUACCCUUCCCCCCCCCCCGCCUGCUAAUUUCUGACAAGUCCCUUAGGAAGAGCAUGAAACAUUCAACAAAUUUGUCAAAAAAAAAGAAGACAAAAACGACAAGAAUAACUUGAAGGCUUUCUUUUGUCUGCUUGAGCUGCUUGUUUCCAUUCAGCUUGUCACGUGCACACGCUUAUCAUGCAAUGCACAGUUCAGUUACUGGUUUCCAUUAUUUACCCUUUUCGUCGAAGAUCUUUGAAAACAUGCUGCAUCUAAGUUUUUCGAUGAAAUUGACAUUUUCAGAGAGAAAAUGUCAUUAAAACGCCGUCGUAAAAUCGACCGAAUUAGUUGAUAUUAUUGGAUUUGCUUGGAAUAAAGCAUAGGCAAUGAACACACAUAUGUAGUACUUGAAUGGGAACUGACUCUGAAUUGUUCUUGAAGAGCACGGAAGAUUAGUGCAUAUUUGUAGAGAAAAAUGUUUCAUUAUUUAAUUAAAAAAUUAUUUAAAAUAAUGUUCACUAUUGAAUUAAAAAUUUAAUGAAAAAAUAUAGAAAAAUAAGAACGUUUUUUCAACGUUUUUAGCUGUGAAAUGUUGCCAAAAUUUGGUUGACUGUUCAAACUGCUAUUCAGUAUUCUCCUAUAUAUACUGCUAUUCAAGUUCUAGUAUUUUACAAUUUUUUCUAAUAUUCUUGAGAUUUUCUAAAAUUCUUUUUGGUGUCUAAGAUUCCCAAAACAAUUAAUGCGGAAUUAUGUAGCUAGGCCUAUUCUAAGUUCACUUGUCUUCGACGAAACAGGCAAAUAAAGGAGACCGGUGGAGUUUCAGUGCAAUCCGGCUCGAAAUUGUGCAUUGCCAAACUUAGCAUUGCUUUAUAAGCGUGUCCACGUGACAAGCUGAAUGUAAAGAAACAGCUCGAGCAGACAAAAAACAGCCUUCAAGUUAUUCCUACUAUUGUUGUUGUUUCUUUUGAUAAAGAUAUUGCUGCGAUGAGUUUGUUGAAUGUUUAGUGCUCUUCGUAAGGACCCAGGAAAUUAACAAGGGAAUCAAUCAACCAUAAACAAACAAUUUGAGACAACAAUAUCUUAACUCAUAUAGCAUCGUCUCUCUUCAAGUAAAGGAGUCCCGUAAACCGCGAUAAGAGCCAUUUGUGCACGUGUAUGAUCCCUAACUGAUCUUUUGAAUCACCUGUAGCUUUUGCAUCACCAGGUCUUCCUCUUCUUCCCCGGACAAACUUGAACCCUUCUACUUGUGCUUUAACCAUGCAGUCAUGCCGCUAUCGCAAGACAACAAAGGGAGCAUUCCUGUUUCUUGUACAGCCCACGACGUGACACCGCACUGGUCACUCACCCCUCCAAAGGAAUAAAAUGCCAUGGUAAAAUCAUCCUGAAACAGAUCACCUUCUAGAACUUCUAACACACCUGAUGUAAAACACAAAAAAAUUCCCGCGAAACAGGAGAAGGAUUGGACUGGAACUCGGUCCAGUCCCCACACUCUCCAAGUCCAAAAUGGCGGGUAGUUAAUUUGAUGUAAUAACAAUUGCAUCAUCUCAAUGCAAGGCUUUGUUUGUCCCUUUUUUCCUUAAAAAAGCAACAAAAGCUUUUUGUUACCCAGCUCUUCUAACUGUGGAUGGAUGGUUUCAUUUUUUCAACUCUAAAGGACUCGUAAAAUCACAGUUCACCUCGAUACUGCUCACUGAUUCUCGUAUGUGUUUGUAUAAUCUAUGUAAGUAUGGUAAUGCUCCUUUGCUGAUCGGUAUUUACAACAACUAUUCAGGCUAUUACAAGGUCAGACGAAGAUUAUAUGUUAACGAACCUUUUGAUAAGCUAAAUUUAUCAGGUAAAAAUAUAAAAAAAUUGGGCCUGACAAAAUAUGGAGACUUCACAUGCCUGGAGUAAUGCUUAGAAAUAUGACGUGAAACUGAAUAUAAAUCAAAGAAAAAUUUAAGCAUCUUGUAAAAAGUCGUUAUAUUUAUGUCAGAACAUCAUCACUUGUGUUCCCAUGGUGGCUGCUAGGUUUUCAAAGAAUAAAAUCACCUUUGUUUUGCUAAAUCAUGUGUUUUUUGUGCUAAUCAGAGGCCCGUUUUAGAUCAAUUUAAAGGUAAGAAGCGGUGUAUUUCUAAACAACGAAACUGAUUUGGCUUUGACAAUUUAUUUUCACUUACCAAAUACAGAAUAAGGGCUUCUUGUCAACAAUUUGGUUUGUUUAUGGCCUGAAUUAUGCUCAAAAUUCCAUUUUAAAUCACCUUAGAGGGGCAUGAAGUGUUUGUUCCAAAAAUUCAAUAAAUCAUAAUAAGCCAAAUUUUUCUCAACUGAUUUUGAUAAUUGGGUGACUAAAGUAAACAGUCGUAUAGGUAUGGAAGUUAUGCAAGAAGGCAGGUGAAUAUAGUGAAAUUUUGAAAAAUGGCUAUUUUGGGUUGUAAUUUUAACAUCAAUUUUGACCAAACUCUAGCCCCAGGCUCCUCUCUGUGCAAUACCUUGAGGACAAAGUUACAUGCAUGAACUGAAAGCUCUAUUAUAGUAUAGUUCAUGGUCAAAUUCAUUUGCCAGCACAAUUUACCAGUGGCGUCUUAUCACACUUUCAAAAUGCCCCCUGGAAGGCUGGAUUUUUGGUGCUCAAAGGGCAAAAAAUGAGACCCCCCUGUAACUCCAAAUCUAAGAGUCAGAGAAGUGAGCCAAAGUGGCUUUUGAAAUAUCUCAUCACACCCAACUUCUGUGCCAAGUUUCAGCCAAAUCGGUUGACCACAACUUUUGGCCCCUGGAACACUUUCUCAGACAAUGACACUUAAUCUUUCUCACGUCAAGUAAAGGUAUGAUUCUCGCAGUUAUGAACGCAAUUUUAGUAAUUGGGUAGAGAAGCCUGAAAAAAUUCAGGACUUCAACGGAGUUUGAGCCCGUGACCUGGCGAUGCCGGUGCGACGCUCUAACCAACUGAGCUAUGAAGCCACUUAUGUACUUAUUAUCAAUUUUCGUCAAUAAUUAUUAAACAGCUGUGGGAAGAAAUUAUGUAAGUGAACUUUGCGCAGCUUUUAGUUCAUUUCACAAAAUCAUGGCCAAUUUGCACCGCAUCAACUGCACCACAAGUAUGGGGUGAACUUCCCCAUGCUACCUGGUAUAUGCCAAAAAUUACCGGUAGGGCAGUGCGAUAAAAAGAAGCCCCCAAAGUGUUUUCCCUGUAUUUUCACCUUUUCUUCCUUCUAUGCCCCCCUCCCCCCACCCCGGCCGAUGUCCAGAACUUUUUUCCCUUGUCCUUCAUUAUUUUCUUCACAUCACUUGGGAUAGGUAAUCAUUCCGAUUCCAUAGACCUUAUUCAUAAAUGGCGGUCAAUUUAUAAUUCUUUUAUCCAAGUGCAAAUUAGCCUACCAAGUCUCGGUACCAUACAGUGAAUUGAAAGGAAUUCUUGCUCUAAAAUGAGGCUUGGUAGGCUAAUUUGCACAUUAUCAAAAGAAUAAUAAAACAGGUGCCAUUUAUGAAUAAGGUCUAUAACAUAAUCGCUGUGUAUUGCGUGAAAUUUGGCUGCAAUAUCUCAAAAAAAUGCACUGGAAAACCUUAUACCUUUUGGGGUGGGUUUGACUCAAAAACAACUACUUCAGUCAAGAUUUAAGUUGGGUGUCAUGAAAAUAAAGACCCUCAAGACCUAAAGACCGUCAGUUUAAGUCUCAUAAUGAUCCGUUUCUCAGAUUCUUACUUAAGCCAUAAGACUUAUUCAUAUGUCUCUUAGACUUGCUUAAGUCGUUGACUCUGAUCUUAGUCUAAAGUUGAAGACUUGAGUUACUGAAGUCUAAAAUUAAGUUGGGGUGUUUGCUUUUAACAUCCCCUUAAGUCUUAAGAUUUUCCCCUAAGAUUACACUCAAGUUAAAAGGACCUAAGUAUUGACUUGAGUAAGACCCUAAGAGACUUAGGUCUCAUCUCAAGUAAGGGUUUUAGUGGUCUUUGUUUCUUUCUUGUUUCUAAUACACUUUUGAGAUGGCAUCUGACAAAAACUUAACAGGCCAUGCAGGUACUGGUCAAGAAUUUGCAAGUGGGUGAUGGAGGACAAAUUAGAGACCUAAAAUAUUUCAGUCCACUUGGAAGAAGCUAAAUCCUCAUGAACGCCACUUAGUCAUGGUUAUCAACUUUUUCAAUUUUUUUACAAACGUCUCGUUACCUUAACAUUAAUUCAACAAUUUAUGCUUUUUGUAAAAAAAAAAACAAAACAAAAGGAAACUUUGUCAAAUGGUUGUUCUUGCAGGCCUUCCCUUUGGGGGAUUGACAGGUCCAUCAGCAAUCGUGGUUGCUGCCGGUUGUCUUAUGCUUGGAGGAGGGGCAUGUGCUGCAUGUGUCGGUUUCUGUACGGGUACAGUCGCUCUUCCAACUCCAUAAAGCUUGUCCCAAGAAGACACUCCGGAUGGGGGAGGGGGUACUUCCUUAUAAGAGGCUAAUGGGGAUGUGCCGCUGGAUGGGGUUGCAUUUUCACGACUGGGUUGACUAUAAUAGGGUUUCAUUUUUAGUACAGUUACCAGAAUGGGGUCGCACAUUUUCGGGAUUUCUGGGAUAAGAAAAUUCUGGGAAGCAGAAUUAUUGGGAGUAUGAAUCUUCUGAUCUAUAAGUUCUAAAUAAUUUUGUUAUAAUCAAAUUGUUUUUAUCCAUGUAAGAGACUAUUAUGACGUUCCCGUUAACGAAGAAUGUUUGCUUUUCAACUACUUAUGACGGUACGUUUAUGAAUAUUUACGGCUAGCAAAUGUACCAGAAUGUUUUGUACUGUACGUGAAAAGUAAAGUGUUCUACAUUUAAUUUAACAAACGUGUCGAUUCAUUUGAGGAUGACCUAAUUAAAAGGCUUUAUAAGGUAGAGGCAUAAUCAGAAAGUGACUAAGUUGGGAUAGCGAAAAUGAUAUUUGCUCAAAAGUGACUAAGAUGGGGUCUUUGAUUGGCCACAGAAUAGACUAUUAUGGGGUAGGGGUUCGGAGAGGCCAGCAGCACAUACCCAGCAAAAAUUGACCCAAGUAUCCCCCCCCCCCCGGAAGACACUCUUAGAGAGGAUAGAAAUAUUUCCACAGCUUGUAACCUUUAGAAAGCCUUGUGAUCAUCUUAUUAC
Porites lobata is the source of this 11789-nucleotide messenger RNA. The record is from the annotation of a GenBank genome assembly. Lineage: Eukaryota; Metazoa; Cnidaria; Anthozoa; Scleractinia; Poritidae.